This is a messenger RNA of Spodoptera littoralis (African cotton leafworm), 987 nucleotides long. The record is from the annotation of a GenBank genome assembly. NCBI's taxonomy places the organism in Eukaryota, Metazoa, Arthropoda, Insecta, Lepidoptera, Noctuidae.
AUGAUGAGAAUGAUGGGUGAAGGCGAGAUGGUGUACGGCGACUAUUACAGCAACUAUGAUAACAACUGGUCCAUCAUACCGCCGGACUAUGGCGCUGACCUGGGGUAUCAAGUGCGUCAGCCACCCAUAGAAGAAGACUACAAAUACAAUUCUUAUGCGUUGCUGGAUAGUAUGAAAAUGCCGGGACAGCGGCCAGGGUUCCAGAUCUCGGACAUAUUAGGGUUGAACGAGGGUAAAGGGUUGGAGCCAGCACCGGCGCCGGGUACCCUCGGCGGGUGCUCCUUGGAACUGCCACCAUACGCGCCUCCACAUCACCCCUACUCACAUGAACUGUUGAGGCACCACCAACCCUGGCUGUCUCUGGACCAUCACGAUGGACACAAUAGCUGUGUUGUGGGUCAACAAGCGAGUCCAGAUAGCACAUCUCGUGCUUCGGAGCUUUCCUACGUGGGGCCACCAGCCUCUUCCCCGCCAGUGACGGACGUGCGUCACGAGCACGACCACGACCACGACGAUGAACAUGACAUCGACCACGACGAUGAGCACGACCACGAACCAACCGUGAACCCCGGCUCCGAUAGCCUCGCACACAAGAAACGUAAACGACGAGUACUAUUUUCGAAGGCACAAACUUACGAACUAGAGCGACGCUUCCGUCAGCAGAGGUAUCUGUCAGCUCCCGAGAGGGAACAUCUCGCUAGCUUGAUACGGCUGACACCGACACAGGUGAAGAUAUGGUUCCAGAACCACAGGUACAAGACUAAGAGGGCUGUUCAGGAGAAGGGGGCUCACGACUUGAAUGUAGGAGGUUUGAACUCUCCAAGGCGAGUAGCUGUACCGGUGCUGGUGAAGGAUGGUAGGCCAUGUGUUGGCAAACCUGACGGUCUGCCACCGUUGGGGAUGUCACUACCACCGUACCACCAGUCCAUGCAUCACCAGCCGCCAGUCAGUAGCCACGCUCCCCAGGGCGGCGGCUGCUGGUGGUGA